CUCCUGCUACUUAUCUCCCUCUGUCCUGCUGUCGCUCGUUCCUCCCAUACCCACCGCUCUCACCCGCAUACACCGUCUGUGCCGGGCAUGAAACUCGUCGUCCGAGUCCAGUACAUAGGCGAUCGCGCCCGCAUGCUUCUCAGAGAGGACCUAGCUCCAGAAUACACCAAGGGCCUCAUCGAUGAUCUCACCUUCUUCGGAUUCCCUGUCCCCCAUGAACAGAAGCCAAUAGAAAAAUCGGGCUUCAUGCUUUGCGUCUACUAUGUCGACCGGGACAGUGACGGACAUCGUAUUAUACAGAAUGCAUUUCAGAAAGCCAAGGCUGAGGCAGCCUUCCUGGUCGACAGGUCUAUCCGAUACAUUUCCUUAAACGAAGAUGGCGUGAUGCACACCACGAACCUGUCCCAGAAGCCGUACAAGCCGAAGAUUUACAAUAAGCCGGAAUUCCAGAAUUCGAACCCACAACCGGGGAGUUCGUAUCUGGCUCCCGCUCCCACCUACAGCAAGCCGCAGCCCUACGGGAAAGCGCCCAGAUAUCCCACUACCAUCGCGCAAGCCCGACACGCCGUCUCUCCUAUAGGAUAUAAGAUGCCGGCGGACAUCGCCGGCCCAUCUGGCCACCACACCUUGGAAUAUGGUGACUAUGAGAUGAAACAUGUUCCACGCUCUCCUCCUGCUGGCAGUGACGAGGAUAUGGGCGGGGUCGAUACCACGCAACAUACCCUCAUGCAGCUGAGCCAGUCUACUGCCUUCCAGUCGCUCUUGCAGAAGGCUACUCCAACGUCUCCUAUCCAACCCGUGCCCGUCAAGCCCGAACCUACGUCUCCAGCUGACAUGUCAAUGCUUCUGAGGCAGCCACUCUCCAACCCUACGCCGCAGCCGCAGAUUCCUAAUCUGCAGGCGCUGCUCGAGAAGGCGGGUGUGAGGAGCACCACUGCGCAUGCGUUCCUGCAGAACCAGCCUCCGCCGCAAAGCCAAUACCAUCCCGCUAGCAGUAACAUGGGCUUCGGGCCGACCCCCUCCACAGUUGCUGCCUCCCACGCACCUCCGCCGCAACCCACAGUAGCAGCGCCUAGCCAGAUCACCGUCCCUUCCAACAUGGCAAACACCAGUGCCACUGUAGGGGCGAGCGUUCCUCGGCCUGCGACUACCACACCGCGCGUCCCAACGUUGCGCGAGCUGUGGGAUAUUCGCCGGGAGAUCACUGCACUGCAAGCGCGCGGACGCAAUGUCGCCGCGGACCUGCGCGCUGCAGGACAGCAAAUCCCUCUCGGACCUGAGGAUGCGACUCCCCCCAGCAUGACCGGCGGCGGGACUCCUAGCAGCGGCGCGGAUCUGCUCAAGAUGCGCGAACUUGAGGCUGACAUCGUUGCCCUGCGCCAACAGCUCGCCCGAGAAACUGAGAGUCGCAAGCUUGCCGACGCAACCCUGCGAGCGGAGCGCGCGCUCCGCUCCGACGUCGAGGACGUGAAGCGCGAGAUGCGCCAGCCGUUCGUCGUGCCCGCACUCUACGACGCGUUCAUGAAGAUCGGGCAGAUGUCGAACGACGGCUACCAGGACGGACCACAGGCCGGCGGCAGCAGCAUGAACAUGGACAUGUAGGCUGCGGCCCGGCGUCGUGUGUCGCGGGCGGUAGCGGCGGUAGUGCGGCGCGACGAGAGAGGAUGCACGACGACGCGGGCCGCCGGCCACGAGGAGCGAGAGCGAGAACGGGUGUGUCGCUGUGCUAACGCGCGACGACACCGUGGUAGUUUGGUCUACCUACACUGAAGCGGCGCGCGGGCGCGCUGCACUCCCGGUGUCCGACGGCUCCCUGUGCGACGCGGACGGGAUUCUCGAACGGUAUCGGUUUUCUCGGCGAUUGCGUCUCCCCAUGGCAGUGUCCACGGGGGACGUGCGCCGGACGGGGACGUGCGCCGGACUUCAGGCGACUGGUCGCCCACCGUUUGCUCAUCGUCACGCCUACGAAAGGCGCGGUCCCUGGUUCUGGUUCUGGUUACGGAAACAAAUCUGCUUCUUUCUGCUCUGCUUCUUCUGAAUGCGUACGCGCGGGUGUGCGGCGGCACCGCCGUACACACCGUGCGUGCGAACGGCCCCGAGACGGUUUUCAGCGUAUUGUUCUCUCGCGAACAAACACGGCCAUGACGCAGCCGCCCAGCAAUUCGAGCCCGAUAUAGGCGACUGGAGGGAGGGUGACGGGGAGAAGGGCUGUACGAGUUAAUGCUGUCGACGGACUGGUCUAGUAGUGUGUAUCCAUUGUAUGCCUUCAUUUACCUCAAACGACUCGCCAU
Molecule: messenger RNA, 2291 nt
Organism: Trametes versicolor FP-101664 SS1
Lineage: Eukaryota; Fungi; Basidiomycota; Agaricomycetes; Polyporales; Polyporaceae
Exons: 6
Coding region: 88-1602 (504 amino acids)
Source: RefSeq, a predicted model, not a curated record